This is a messenger RNA of Rhipicephalus sanguineus (brown dog tick), 2364 nucleotides long. Its product is annotated as zinc finger protein 501-like. Lineage: Eukaryota; Metazoa; Arthropoda; Arachnida; Ixodida; Ixodidae. The coding region runs from base 174 to 1613 and encodes 479 amino acids. The transcript is spliced from 2 exons. Gene Ontology annotation, molecular function: RNA polymerase II cis-regulatory region sequence-specific DNA binding; DNA-binding transcription factor activity, RNA polymerase II-specific. Gene Ontology annotation, biological process: regulation of transcription by RNA polymerase II. The record is from RefSeq and is a predicted model, not a curated record. Gene Ontology annotation, cellular component: nucleus.
CUUCUUAGAUUUGCACGCAUCGUUGGACGAACUCUCGAAGGCGUUAUAUUCAAGGCGUGAGUGAUAAAUCCUGUCGUGAUAGCUGCGUAAUGUGAAACUACGACCCCCUCAGUGUGAAACGCGCUCAAUCAUGGCCUUCUCUAUACUUCAUAACCUCCUAUCGAAAGGGGGCGAUGGCUGCAAUGGACGGCACACGGACCGCGACAUGUGCAUCGAAGGAUGAGAAGCCGAGUGUUGAUGACUUGGUUGAUGACGGACAUUAUACGAAUGAAGUUACGGCAGACGUAAAGCCGACUGUUGAUCACGGACAUUAUGCGAAUGAAGUUACGACGGACGUAAAGCCGACUGUUGAUCACGGACAUUAUGCGAAUGAAGUUACGACGGACGUGAAGCCGAGUGUUGAUCACGCAUACUCGAAGGAAGUUACGGCGGACGUAACGCCGACUUUUGAUCACGGACGUUAUGCGAAUGAAGUUACGGCACUGUCGGACGAGAAGUCGAAUGUCAGUGACGUACAUUAUGCGAAGGAAUUUACAUCGGACGUGGAGCCGCAUGUUGAUCAUGGAUAUUGUGCGAAUGAAGUUGCGGCGUCGCAGGACGUGAAGCCGAGUGUUGAUGAUGGACAUCAUGCGAAUGCAGUUACUUUCUGCGAAGGUUCCUUGUCUAUGACAUCCCUGGAGCAGUAUCAUUCACUCGUGUCUGUUCAAGACGGACUGCAUUCCUGCCAGCAGUGCGCCUAUGUGACCAACAUCAAGGGAAACAUGAAAGUACACCUUCGCAGACACAUGGGUGAACACCCCUUUCGGUGUCACCUGUGUCCGGCUACAUUUGCUGUGAGCAGCCGUCUCACAGAGCACAUUCGCACCCAUACAGGGGAGCGUCCUUAUUCCUGCAUCCACUGCAAUGCAUCCUUUUCACUGAGAAACACUCUGACGGAACACUUGCGCACCCACACUGGAGAGCGUCCCUUUUCCUGUGUUCACUGCAGUGCAUCCUUUUCAAAGAAAUGCAGCCUCAUGCGGCACAUGCGCACCCACAUGACCAACCGCACAAUAGAGCGUCCCUUUUUCUGUGGCCACUGCAAUGCAUCCUUUACAUCCAGAAGCAACGUCAAGCAACAUAUGCGCACCCACACAGGAGAGCGUCCUUUCUCCUGUCUCUACUGCGAAGCAUCGUUUUCACUGAAGCGCAACCUCAGAGACCACAUACGCACCCACACAGGAGAGCGUCCCUUUUCCUGUGACCACUGUGAUGCAGCCUUUGUGCACAGACGCACCCUCGUGGAGCAUAUGCGCACCCACACAGGCGAGCGUCCCUUUUCCUGUGAACAGUGCGAUACAUCUUUUGCACGUAGAAGCAACCUCAUGCAGCACAUGCGCAUCCACACAGGAGAGCGCCCUUACUCCUGUGUUCACUGCGAUGCAUCCUUUACGCUGAAAUCCAACCUCAAGGACCACAUACGUACCCACACAGGAGAGCGUCCAUAUUCCUGCAUCCACUGCUAUGCAUCCUUUUCACAGAAAAGCACCCUCAGUCGCCACAUCUCAAGUCGUCAUCCAAACGAAGCAGAGAAGGGCAGGGGUGCCGGUGCUUUUUGUGUGGAUGUUAAUUGAUUGAUUUAUUUUGCUGAAAGGUGACUUUUAAGGUGCCUCAAAAAGUUUUCAGAUUUCUCGGCUGUUGAGUUUAGAGCGAAGUCUGUCAUUUCCUCAUGAGAAUUUCAUAGGUGCCUUCAGGUGAAAUUGCAGAUAUGCCAGGGAGUCGAAGGUUUGGCUUGCCUUGAAUGUGGAUUACGUAGUCUCGCACUGCAGUGCUGAGCACAGGAAAUAGUUCACCCAUGCAUGUUAGUAUGAUCGACGUAACAUGAAUCUCCUUUAUUCGAUGCUGCAAUAAUAAGUGGGCCCCUUUCACAGGCGAGGUUCUUGCAGUGAUGAGAAGUAUAAGUGUAACGAAAAAGGCAACUACACAUUUGAUCGGCAAAAUUUUUUCUGUAAGCCUUAUCAUUACUUCAAUCCAAGAAAUAAAAUUAGGAAGUCUGGAUUUGCCUGUGCACAGCUGAUUAAGUAGAUGAAUCAUGAAACAUGAGUAAAAAUGACGAUAACGCAAUAAUGACAGAUUGAAGUGUCCUUGAUUAUGUUUUGUUAUAUCAUUAGCUUUGCAGUGAUGAGUUUGUUUUCUGAGUGAUUUUUGGAUGCCUAAAUUAUGGUUUACAGAAAAAGUAAGCGUGCUAAUGUAACACUGGAGUAGCCAAGGGGGGAUGGGGGGUUCAUACCCUGCCGAAAUUUCUCGAUUUUGCAUGUGUUAUAUAUGAACGUGCACAUACAGACGCACACAUGAACAUGGAUAAAGCAUGGUUGAACCCCCGCU